AUGUCUGCAAAGAAGAGCGCACUUGCUGAUGCAUGGGACGACGACUGGGAAUCACUUGCGGAUGUACAGUUUCUCUACCUGCAUACAAUGACAUAUGCUCACAUUUGGCAGAAAGAAGAAGCAAAGCCAGAAGGCACAAAGCCUGUCAAACUCUCCAAAGCCGAGCGAAGAGCACGACAUGCUCAAUUCAAUCGCGAAAUAUGGGAGUCUGCCGAGAAUCCAGAACCGAUUUUCCUCCAAACGCACAACCCACCCGUGCAACCUUCCUUCAAGCCUGCCGUCACCGUCCUUGCGCGCAAACCUACACCCCAGGUGCUCUCUCGAAAUGGUGGUAUGGCUGGGCUGAGCCUCGAAGACGAUGAUGACAGUGAAGAGGAGCGACAGAAGAAGGCGGCAGCAGACUUUGAAGAGAGGAAGAUUCGAGCAGCGAAAGAGCGCGCAGAGAAGGAGCGCAAGUACGCUGAAGCACGAGAACGCAUAUUUGGCUCACCAGCAGCCUCAGAAGAGUCGCGCAGCAACUCGCCGAGUAAGUCCACGCGUGGGAAGGGACGAGGACGAGGCGGAAGAGACAGCCAGCCUAGGUCGAGCAACGAGCAGUCACCUGCACGAGCGAGAGCGCCGAGUGGACGCCAACUGUUCGAACCGUCAUAUGCGCCCAAGCCCGGGUCGGUCUACAUACAAAGGAAAGAAGAUGGCGGCAGUCGCCCAGGUAGUCGUCCAGGCACACCAAGCCUGCAAGAGAAGCCUAUCCGCGAACCCCGUGGGCCUGCAAGAGGUGGAGGUCGGGGCUUUGCAAGCAGAGGGAACCAUGGCACCUUGUCUGGUCCAUCAUGA
Molecule: messenger RNA, 834 nt
Organism: Macroventuria anomochaeta
Lineage: Eukaryota; Fungi; Ascomycota; Dothideomycetes; Pleosporales; Didymellaceae
Exons: 2
Coding region: 1-834 (277 amino acids)
Source: RefSeq, a predicted model, not a curated record